Molecule: messenger RNA, 1889 nt
Organism: Mangifera indica (mango)
Lineage: Eukaryota; Viridiplantae; Streptophyta; Magnoliopsida; Sapindales; Anacardiaceae
Product: BAG family molecular chaperone regulator 1
Exons: 5
Coding region: 455-1495 (346 amino acids)
Biological process (GO): protein stabilization
Cellular component (GO): cytoplasm
Molecular function (GO): protein-folding chaperone binding; adenyl-nucleotide exchange factor activity
Source: RefSeq, a predicted model, not a curated record
GUUUUAUAUUCAUUUUCCUCUCUUAUUCUCUUCUUCCAGGAGAUUUCCAGAACUGCAAGCAAGUGAGAGAAAAGGGGGAGAUUUUUAUUCUCUUGUGUAAAAUCACUGGUUCACAUUGUUUCAUUCAAUUUUUCUUGUGGGUUUAUUACGUUGACCGCAUUCAUUGAAGGGAUCUGAAAUAUUCUUUUGAUCGGUUUUUGGCUUUAGCAAGUUCUGUGGGCGAUCUUGUCUGGGUUUUCUUAGUGAAUACUAUUCAAAGAUGGUUUUUUUCUUUUCACAAGACGCCAUUUGGUGCCGCGAAGAAGGUUAAAGAACAAGGGAAGGAAGACUCUGUUUUUACAGAUCGCCUGGAAUCACUAUUGUAGAAGAUCUAAAGACUCUUCUCUGCGAGUCAAACUCAUUUCUGUAACGGAACAAGAAAAAUAAAAUUUUUUAAAAAGUAAGAGUUUUGAAGAUGAUGAAGAUGAAGACUAAAACCACAGGGCUGUCACCUUCCCCGAUGAUGAAUGGUAGCUCAGCUGGUGGAGCUCCGCCUGAGCCUCUGGCUUAUGAUUGGGAACUAAGACCAGGUGGAAUGCUUGUACAGAAACGAAACCCGGAUACUGAUCGGACCUCUGCUCCACCACCGACAAUUAGAGUUCGGGUCAAAUACGGGUCUGUUUACCAUGAAAUGCAUAUCAGUUCUCAAGCUACAUUUGGGGAGUUGAAGAAGAUGUUGAGUGGACCAACGGGGUUGCACCAUGAGGAUCAAAAGCUGAUUUAUAAAGAUAAAGAGAGAGAUUCAAAGACUUUUCUUGACAUGGCGGGUGUGAAGGACCGAUCAAAAAUUGUGCUUGUUGAGGACCCAAUUAGUCAAGAGAAACGUUUACUUGAGAUGAGAAAGAAUGCCAAAAUGGAGAAGGCUUCGAAAUCCAUCUCCCAAAUUAGCCUGGAAGUUGACCAGCUCGGAGGCCAGGUGUCUGCUCUUGAAUCUAUCAUCACUAGAGGAGGGAAAGUGACAGAAAAAGAUGUUCUUGGUCUAACUGAGUUGUUGAUGAAUCAACUGCUUAAAUUGGAUGGAAUUAUGGCUGAUGGAGAUGUAAAAUUGAAGAGGAAAAUGCAGGUGAAAAGAGUGCAAAAGUAUGUUGAAACUCUGGAUAUGUUGAAGAUGGAAAACUCUAUGCCAAAUAGCAAUGGAGUUCAAAGAUCAUUGCAGAAUCAACAAAGGCAUUUAAAUGGCCAACCAAGGCUUUCCAAUGGGCAUAGACUAGAGCCAAUUCAAGAGCAGCAAGCUAGGCAUUCUUUUGAGCAUUUAUCAAUACAUGAGCAACAUCAGCAACAACAACAUCAACAAUCAAGGCAUUCAACAGCAGGAUCAGUUGUCGUUACCACGAAAUGGGAGACCUUUGAUUCUAGCCCCGCAUUGCUGCCAGUUCCCUCAACAUCCAGAUCUGCCACUCCCGUCAUCAAUAAUAAUUCAGCCCAACCUAAAUUCCCCUGGGAAUUCUUUGACUAAGGCCGGCCUAUGCCUUGUAUUUGUUUUUUUGCGUGUCGAUGUGCUUCGGGUUUGUUACUCAUGUUGGUUUGCAUCUGUUCUUCAUUCUUUUCUGUAUCUAGAUUCUAUUAGCACCCCCUUUAAUCUGUUUCUCAGUUCACUAGAAAUAAAUGGGGUUGCUACAAUAGUGAUUAGUAUGAAAAUAUUACUCUAUUCCAUUAUUUUUCGGCUUCAUCGUCUGUCUUUCGAUCCAUUUGUAUGGUUCAGUUGUCUUGCUGAAGAUCUUUAUGUUAGGAUUGAAACUUGUUCAGAUGAAGGAGAGGUGUAAUUUGGAAUCCAGUAAUCCCAGAUGUAAAAUGAUGCAGCAUCUUCUUUCUCUGUCACUCUGAAUAAACAAAUUUCAAUCAUGGUUUUA